This is a messenger RNA of Exophiala viscosa, 998 nucleotides long. RefSeq lists its product as uncharacterized. The coding region runs from base 116 to 679 and encodes 187 amino acids. Gene Ontology annotation, biological process: mitochondrial respiratory chain complex I assembly. Lineage: Eukaryota; Fungi; Ascomycota; Eurotiomycetes; Chaetothyriales; Herpotrichiellaceae. Gene Ontology annotation, cellular component: mitochondrion; membrane. The transcript has 2 exons. The record is from RefSeq and is a predicted model, not a curated record.
UCUCCAAUGACGACCUCAUGCAUUAUUUUUGUACUACAUCAACACAAUGCAGUAAUUCGGCUUCCCUUCCCUUUGCAUCUGCAAUACCACAGCUCGCCUACUGCACAUCAACAAGAUGGGUGCCGCUCGCGAUCUAUGGGUUCGCUGGAAGAUGCUCAGGCUUCCAUGGCGAAAGAAGUUCCUAGUUGGUCAAGAUCUGUCCGGGAACACAUUCUGGGAGUUCAAAGAUGUCCUCAACACGGGUCGAUGGCGUCGAAUAGUCCAAGCCGACCGCCACACACACUAUUCCGACGUCAAGAUCUCACCUCAGUGGCAUCAAUGGCUGCGUCAAACCCGCGUCGACCCACCAUCCGUCCAAGAACAAGUGGCCGACAUUCAGAGAAUGGCAACUCUGAAACAAAAUGCCAGGCUGGCAGAUGAAAGAUGGGCUGCGAAGGCGAAGUACAUUGAGAAACCGAAGCCUGCCGUGACACCUCAGCUGUCUGGUGAUCCUCAGGUGGACAGAGUGCAGGCCGAAAGCAUGCCUGGCCAACCGCCACGGGAACAAAAAACCCAGAGUGCCGUUGAAACGCCAAAGGCACCGCCGCAUGAUCCAUGGAAAGAGGCCGACGAGACGGCACCAAACCCAGGAGCGAAAUGGUCUCCAGAGUCCUGGGUCCCUCCUUCUACCAAGCGCUGAAGCCGUGAAAGCUGCUCAUAUAUCCUCGGAAGACAUUUGAUGGACAGAGAACGCAAACUUGCAUCACGUCAAUGCAUCCCCUCGGUGGCUUCUUUGAUUGAGGCGGUAUCGGCUAUUGUGGUCGUUGUGCAACCAGGAUAUGUCGUCGAUCUCCUGGUCAUCAGCGCUACCUCUUUUGUGAUGCAUCUUUGCCCUGAGCGACGCUGAACGAUCGAUGGACGCAUCAGUCGAUACCUAAUUGCUCCCUGGUGUACGCUGCGUGACCCCGCCGUCACUGCCCCUCCCAAGGCUCGGAUUUUCAGGGGUCCGCCAAAGCGCA